AUGAAAUCGAAUUAUGACGAUCAAGAUCUACAUUCUUCUUCAAUCACUGUCUAUGGUAGUCAAUUUAUUUUAAGCAGUGAAUUAGAACGAAUAUUGAAUUCUCAGACAAGGCUGGUCUCAAUUAAUAUAUGCUGGUCAACCAAUGGUGAUCGACCUAUAGCAGAAAAUUUUAUUCAAAGCAAACCUACUGGCAUGCCGAAAUCUUUGAAUGCCGUUUUUUUCGAAGUUACUAUCGAAUCGUCUGCAGAAAAUUUAAUUCCAUGUAAUCAAAAAGUUUUGAAAAUUGGAAAUCUCUACUAUUAUCAAAAUGGAAAUGAACUAUUAUUUGCACCAGAAACAACACUUGAAACAACCGACUAUAGUGCAUCUAUUGAUUCGACUAACAAUAAAAAAUGGAAUAUUGUCAUGAAACACACUCAUGAAAUUAAACUAAUGAUUGAAAUUGGUGAUAUUUGGUACUAUUGGAAAGAAAAUAUGUUUUUGGAAACAAGUGAAGCAUCGUUCGGUUGGUUAAUGAUACAAAUGGGACAAUUCGAUCAAGCAGACAAGUAUUAUUCAUUAUUAAUAACACAUUUAGAAAGUAUUCCUAUUCAUGUAAUGACAACCGAGUAA
Messenger RNA from Rotaria sp. Silwood1, 612 nucleotides. NCBI's taxonomy places the organism in Eukaryota, Metazoa, Rotifera, Eurotatoria, Philodinida, Philodinidae. The record is from the annotation of a GenBank genome assembly.